AUGGCUGGAGGAACCAGCAUUUGGAUCAGCAGUGAAGCAAAGACUGAUCCGCGAGAGAUAUUCAAUCUCAGACUUCUCUACCUCCUUGUCGCAGUCGCCUGGGGAGGAUCCUUCUAUGGAUUUGAUACUGGAAACAUUGGCGGAAUCCUCACACUUCCCUCUUUCAAGAAUGCCUUUGGCCUGAACGAUGUCCCCCAGGCGGAGCAAGAUAACAGAAAGGGAACCAUCGCCUCCAUGCUCGCCGCGGGCGGUUCAGCUGGUGCUUUACUCGCCGCCCCUACAUCUGAUUACAUCGGCCGAAAAUGGUCAGUAUUCGGCUGGGGUCUCAUAUUCGUCAUCGGUGCCGCGAUGCAGAUGGUUGCGGACUAUGAUGUGCUCCUCGCUGGCCGAUUCAUCGCUGGCAUGGGUGUUGGUGCAUCAUCCAUGCUCACACCCCAGUUCCUCGCGGAAAACUCGCCAAAGUCAGUUCGAGGAUCGAUGACUGCUACAUACAACCUGAUGAUUGUGACAUCUCUGAUGUUGGCUUUCUGGGUGAAUUACGGCGUCGCAAAGUGGUCAUUCCCUGGAGUUGAGUAUGAUGACAUGCAGUGGAGAACAGCAAUGGGCAUUCAAAUCAUCCCGGGUGGGCUUCUGUGUUUGAUGAUUCCCUUUGUUCCAGAAACACCCCGGUACUUGAUCAAUCAUGGCAAGACCGAGGAAGGACUCAAAAAUAUUUGCAAGCUGCGAAAGCUUCCCGCAGAUCAUGAAUACGUUCAAACGGAAUACCGUGAGAUCAUGGCUCAGGUCCGCCAUGAGCAGGAGGCAUUCCAAGGCCACAACUACUGGGUAGUGCUCAAAGAUGUCUUCUCGACGCGAAGCAACUUCCAACGCUUCUUCCUUUGCAUCAUGCUGUUUCUAUUUCACAAGUUUACCGGUACCGACUCUUUGAAUUACUAUGCCCCGGAGAUCUUCGAGAUGAUCGGCGUCAAAGGCGGCUCUACCAGUCUUCUCACCACUGGUGUCUACGGUGUUGUGAAAACUGCCGUGUCACUUCUAUAUGUAGGAUAUCUAGUCGAUCGCAUCGGUCGUCGGCUUCCUCUGUUGGUCGGGGCUACUCUACAAGCCACAUCCAUGCUAUACCUUGCCCUCUACCUUCGCUUUGCGGGAGCGAGCACAAGCAGCCCUGGAAACGGUACACCCGCUGGCGGGAUCGUUGGUAUUAUCUUCAUUUAUGUCUACGCCUUUGGAUGGUCGUUUGGACAUUCUGUUGCCUGCUACGUGGUAGCAGCUGAGGUGUUCCCCACCAGAAUCCGAUCUUUCUGCAUGUCCAUUUGCUUCUUCGUUAAUUGGAUUGUGGACUACGGAAUCACACGUGCUACACCUAACAUGAUUACAGAAAUGGGAUGGGGCACAUUCCUCCUGUAUGCUAUGCUAACAUAUUCGGGUGUCAUAUUCAUCUAUUUCUGCUUGCCAGAGAUGAAAGGCCGCUCGAUGGAGAGUAUGGAUGAUUUAUUCGAGCGACCAUUAUGGACCAUGUGGAAACACGCAUACCCCACAGAAGAAGAGAAAGUGAGGCGCGAUGUCCGAGAGGACAUUCUGACGGGAAAGCCUCCAGCAUUGGACGACAGCGACAAGACCCACCGUGUGGAGCACGUUGAGACGGCCUAG
Messenger RNA from Penicillium olsonii, 1647 nucleotides. Lineage: Eukaryota; Fungi; Ascomycota; Eurotiomycetes; Eurotiales; Aspergillaceae. The record is from the annotation of a GenBank genome assembly.